UGAAUACUUAGUCAUGAUGCAAGCGUUUAAAGCGAGCGAGAGCCAGCGCGUACGGAGCAGUCAUCUACUGACCACAGCAGACGUCAAUAUGUUUACCCUAAGCGCGGUUGUGUUUUUCUUUCUGGCGUUCGCCGCUGCUACUGACGUGGAACAAUGCCCAGGAAAAUCGUUUGAAGGAUUAAAAGAUAAUGUCCAAUUAUCACCAUGCAAGAAAUUGCCCUGUCGUCUUAAGAGAGGAUCCAACCAAAAUAUUACAAUUCACUUUACUACAGAUAAAGAUAUAAAAGAAGUUAAAAACGAAGUUACGGCUACAUUGCUUGGACUCACUUUGCCGUUCGUUGGAGUUGAUGGGUUGGGGAUUUGCGAAAAAAUUGUAUCUGAAAAUGGAGACAAGUCAUCGUGUCCCCUCAAAGCUGGCACUAAGUACCUCUACAAGGACUCCUUCCCUAUACUCGAUGUCUACCCCAAGAUAGAGACCACUGUACAUUGGGCGUUAAAAGAUGGAAAUAACGAUGUCAUAUGUUUCAAAGUACCCGUAAAGAUUGUAUAGUUAUGUGUUGUUUGUUACGAAUAUUUUCAAGAUCACUUUUAGUAUAUGUUACUGUUUUAACGUCUUUCAUAAUUACGUCUAACAUAUGUCUCAUAUAUAUCACACCUCGGCUGCCCAGAUAAACCUGAAAGUACAUCUGUCAAAAAUAUUUUUUUUAAAUAAAAAAAAAUGUAAUGGCUGAAUAAAAUGACAGCCACAUAAUAAUAUAUAAAUAUACUGCAAUUUAUUGUACCGCUCAUAACUGCUAUUUCAGUAAUGUCAAAAUAUCUACUCGAUAUUAGGAGAAAUUCAAUUUUACUAUUUUAAGAAACGAUUUGUUGUUUGGUCGCUUUGUAUAUAUGUAAACUAUAGGUUUUAUUUGGAAUCAGCCGAGGAAAAUAAUAUUAAAACACAGGGUAUUAUACAAAUAAAUAGACAUUGAUUAUUAAAUUAUUUACCUACUUGUAUAUUAUGCAUAAAUGCCAGUUUCUAAACAAAACAUAUUCAGAUCAAUAUAUUUAUACUAUAAUAUACCAAUAUUAUAGUAUCGAUAUAUUUGUGACGUUUUCUCUAACAUUAAAAACUUAUUGAAAUACUGUAAUAUCAGAUUUAAAUUAAAUUAAAAACUGUUAUAAAAAUAAAUUUUCUUUACGAUUUUAAUAUUUGAAAAAAAUGCCAAAAAAAACAUAUUUUAUUAGUUUUAUGAACGCGGAAAUAAAGAAGUCCAAGUAACAAUGAGGAUUAGAAUCAUAUAUCAAUGGAUCAUUUAAUAUUUUUAUAGUUAAAAUAGAUUUAUAUUUAUAUUGUAUAGAAUUUAAGUAUCAUAAAAAGAAUUUAAGUAAAUAUAACAUGUUGUAAUAAAAUACUGUUUUAUUGCGUAUUAUAGAUUUAUUAUAAAAAUAAGUCUCUCAAGACAAAACUACAACCUUUAAUUUACAAGAUAAUUAUGUCCAGUACAAUCAUGCUAACUACAAUUUGGAAAAACCAGAAAUAGUUUUCAAAAUUUAAUUCUUCUUAGACGCCGCAGUAAUUACUG
Molecule: messenger RNA, 1565 nt
Organism: Nymphalis io (European peacock)
Lineage: Eukaryota; Metazoa; Arthropoda; Insecta; Lepidoptera; Nymphalidae
Product: NPC intracellular cholesterol transporter 2-like
Exons: 3
Coding region: 14-550 (178 amino acids)
Biological process (GO): intracellular cholesterol transport
Molecular function (GO): sterol binding
Source: RefSeq, a predicted model, not a curated record